CACUCCUUCUACCCACUCAACCUUCGUUAAUUUGCCCACUUUCUUUACCCACGGUCCCUUCCUACAUCCUUCGAAAAAAACCGACUCUUCUAAACUAGAAGCCCUCUAUCACUACCUUCUAUUCCCACCCCCACGCCGUAAAUAUGCUCGCCAAGACACUUUUCGCUGCGACCUUCCUCGCUCUUGCCCAGUUCGCUCUCGCUACUCCUCCGGGCUGCCUCCUCGGUGCCGUUAACCAGUACGAAACCCCAUCGGAUGUCAAGGCUGUCUGCAAGGACAAGGACCUGAAGAGCAAGGUCUCUAAAAUCUGCGGAGACGACGCCGAGGCUGCGCUGGAGGCACUGAAGGACAUCUGCAAGGACCAGGGUGUCAGUGUUCCUUCCGGUAGCCACUCCUCCACCUCUGUCUCCGCCUCCGUUUCCGCUUCCAGCAAGCCCUCGGGUACCAGCAAGCCUUCAGGUACCGGCAGCGUUGUCAUCGUUCCCUCCGGCACAGGUUCCAGCUCCAGCUCCGGCUACGGCUCUAGCAACGGUAACUCGACGGUCCCAGUCGCAACUGGUGGACCCAAGCCCCAUCCGAGCGGAACCUCGACGGGUGGACUCUCUGCGUCUACCGGUGCCGCUGGAAGGAUCGAGAUGGGUGUUGCGGCCGUUGUCGCUGGUAUGAUGGCUAUUGCGUUGUAAAUCUGCAUAGAUUGGUAAAAAGAGGGUUCAUUGUGUAAGAGAAUGGAAGAAGAGCGUUCGUACAAAGGAAAUAAGGGGGUAAUUGCAUAUACACGGAGAGAUCUACUUGGAUCGAUCCGCUUGUUCUAUUUCUUGUAACAUCUUUGGUCUACAAGGCUGUACAUAUACUGCAUUGGGUUGGUCACGGGCGAUAUAGAUUUCCAAUUUGCAUAUAUCAUACUAGAUUACAGUCCUGCUUUACAUGUGCAUGACCUUGAGCUUGGUGCCUUGUUAAUUCAACAGUCCACAGACUGACAUGUCUCUUCUUGAGAGAACUCCCAAGGGCUGUUCAGCUGGGUACUAGAGCCGCACAUCUCAAAUAAAUGGGGUUUUCUUUC
Messenger RNA from Cucurbitaria berberidis CBS 394.84, 1060 nucleotides. RefSeq lists its product as uncharacterized. Lineage: Eukaryota; Fungi; Ascomycota; Dothideomycetes; Pleosporales; Cucurbitariaceae. The transcript has 2 exons. The coding region runs from base 144 to 683 and encodes 179 amino acids. The record is from RefSeq and is a predicted model, not a curated record.